Messenger RNA from Carassius auratus (goldfish), 1534 nucleotides. RefSeq names its product chemokine (C-X-C motif) ligand 14 (gene cxcl14). The transcript is spliced from 4 exons. Gene Ontology annotation, cellular component: extracellular region. NCBI's taxonomy places the organism in Eukaryota, Metazoa, Chordata, Actinopteri, Cypriniformes, Cyprinidae. Gene Ontology annotation, molecular function: chemokine activity. Bases 158 to 457 code for a protein of 99 amino acids. Gene Ontology annotation, biological process: immune response. The record is from RefSeq and is a predicted model, not a curated record.
CUCGAGAGCACAUUCAACCUGCUACUGACUGACAUCACAGACACAGAGAGCGCGUUUCUCAGCGCACUGACACUGGGUGCGGAUCAAGAUUUGGGGAUUUGAGGGCUUCAUACAGACAGACAGGAGGCUGCUGGAGCUUCUCAACUAACUAUUGGGGAUGAAUCGCUGUACAGCCGCUUUGCUUUUGCUGGUUAUCGCCGUUUAUUCACUCAACACAGAGGCAUACAAGUGCAGAUGCACGAGAAAAGGCCCGAAGAUCCGGUACAAAGAUGUACAAAAGCUGGAGAUCAAGCCUAAACAUCCUUACUGCCAAGAAAAGAUGAUAUUUGUCACCAUGGAGAAUGUGUCCCGUUUCAAAGGGCAGGAGUACUGCCUGCACCCCAGACUGCAGAGCACUAAGAACCUCGUCAAGUGGUUCAAAAUCUGGAAGGACAAACACAGGGUGUAUGAGGCAUAAACGUUCUUCUUUAUGCACGAGGCUGAAAAGAUUGCGGGAUGCACAUCACCACCAGUGAACUGCGGAAGACCAGAGGACCGAUUUUAUUAAAGCAUGAAUAAGCAUCUACAAGCUUAUAAAGCACACCAGACAUUUCAUGAAGUUCUAUUAAUGUGGAAUAAUUUAUAGUCAUACAAAAAUGUUUCCUAUAUAAUGUAAUUAUGAGCCAAAUGUGCAGUUAUUUCAGAGAAAAUCCCUGUGAAUCAGCACCAUCUGUAAGAAGUGAUCAUUGCAUUUUUGCAACGUGUAAUGUUUUGCGAAGCAUCAGUUCUCGGUCUGAUUCAUUGUGUCGUGGGGUCCUGACACUUAUAUUUGGAUGCUGUCUGGUUUGAAACUACUAUCCACAAGUGUCAAAGUAGAUCUAGAGUUCUUACUGUACAAAAGAACAGAAAUAUGGAGGAUGGGUAAAUUAUAUCUUUACUGUGUUCUAUGCCAACAUGCAACAACAUGCAAAAGGAGACAAAGUAUCAUUUUCAAUAACUUGUUUCUCAUUAAUCUGCCCAAAAGUGCCAGAGGAAUUUUUACUUAUUCACUUAUUCCUUUGGGAUUUUGAAGUGAAAGAGACAAAGCUGCAUUCAAUAAUAUCAAGCAUUUAAAUCAUAUCAGACUUUAUAUUUACACACAUAUAUACUUUGGUGGAAAUGUACCGCCACACGACGUGCACACAAACUUUGGGGACUGUGUUUAAAAUGAAGCUUUUUAUUUAAUAUCGGCCCUCACAUUAUGAACUACACGUGCCUCCUCUUUGAGGUGUGCAGGUUUUGUAAGCUACUCUUUUCAUUUGUGUGGUACGACUGUUUUUUCUGUUUGGUAAAUGUAAUGUUUCUUGAACAUCAGAGUGUAUGUAUAAGCACAUAGGUUCUUAGCUUGUUAGUAUAGAAUUUAUUAGUGAAGCCUAUGUAUUGUAUCACAGAAUUGUUGUUUUACUAUUUAAAUCAUAAAUAAUAGAAAUGUUUAUGUGUUUGGACUGACCCACCAAACACAAGUCCAAGGAGUGUAAUCUUCAAGCACAGCAAUAAACAUUUAAAUAAAUCACUG